Messenger RNA from Tigriopus californicus, 7640 nucleotides. RefSeq lists its product as uncharacterized. The transcript has 3 exons. Lineage: Eukaryota; Metazoa; Arthropoda; Copepoda; Harpacticoida; Harpacticidae. Bases 190 to 7503 code for a protein of 2437 amino acids. The record is from RefSeq and is a predicted model, not a curated record.
CAAAUCAAGGCGUUCUGCCAAGAUUUGUGGACGGCUUUCGCUCCCAUGCCCCUCUUUAUUACCUAUACAUAGGUUACCUAUUCUUUCCGGCCUCACAGACCGUUUGUUGUGCAUGUACCCCAUCGACUUUCCCCGUUUGCGGUUCGUGCUGCGCUUGUUUUCCUCUUAGUAUGUCCAGAUCUUGAGGAGAUGAACCUGGGACAGUGGUGGUACCCAAAAUGGUUGGGCUUCGUCCUCCUCGUGGCCAGUCAGUUCCCGUUUAACGCGGGGAUUGACAAUGGCAAGCGACCGCCAAUCACGGAGGUCACGGCGGAUAAGUUGGCUGACUUGGUUGAGGAUUCCGAGUACCUGGCCGUUCUAUUCUACGAUCCAGCCAAGUUGGGGAAUGUGAAUCAAGUGGUCCAUCAAUUGGAACAAGUCACUUUAGAGGGCAAGUACGAGACACCCAUCGUCAAAAUCGGAGACGAGGAUGAGUUCCAUUUGUAUGGCAUUAAAACCCGCCAUGAAUUGCCCGUACUUCUCUUGUUCGACGAUGGUGUUCCUGAGAGAUAUCGGGGACAGUCCUUCAAUCACAAGGAUGUGGAGCUGUGGAUCACGGACGAGGUCAAGAGCGACGAUAUUGAUGUGGUGGAACUGGACGUUCUGUGGAGCGUGGCAAAACUCUCGGAAGCCGUUUUAGCCAUAUUUUAUGAGGAAGACAACUCAGUUUUAGCGGGUGAGGAAGACGAGAUCCAGCACUUUUGCGAGCAAUACGAUAUCGCUUUGGCCAAGGUCGAAGGGAAGGCUCAAGCAGCGUCUUUUGGCUUCAAAGAUCUCCCAGCCAUCUCGUAUUUUGAAAAUGGCGUUCCCUCUAUCUAUGAGGAUUCUAUGGAAGAUAUGGAGACUCUUUUGGAGUGGAUUGAGGAGCAAAGGACCUCGGCCACGAUUGAAACCGUCUCGGAGCAAAUUCUCAUCCGAUUGGUGAAUGAAACUGAAUAUCUGGCCGUGUUCUUCACGGGUCCUUGCGACGAAAAGGCUCUCACAAAUAAGGAAUGCGAAACAGUCCUGGCUGAGUUAGAGAACAUUGACGAUGAGCUAGACGAAUUUGGGAUCCCUUUGGUCACGACCCAGGGGAUUAAAUAUGCGGGCACUCAGCUGGGCGUAAGAAAGAUCCCUGCUUUGGGACUGUUUCGUAACGGACAAUUUCUCCUUCAUGAAGGAACUUUGGACAACGAAAGGGAUCUUUUGAGUUGGUUGAUCGAUGAAGAGACCAUCGAGUUACCGGGUCAAAUCGAAAUUGUUGGACCUCAAAUGCUCAAGAGACUGAUUCGAGAAGAGGACCACGUGGCUGUGUUAUUCUAUGAUAAUAAAUCUGACAACCGGAAAACUGCCAAUAUUCUCCAAGGAUUGGAGACAAUUGACGAUGAUCUGGACGGGGAUGGUAUCGAAUUGGUCAAGUGCACCAAUACCAAGAUGUUAGCCACCACAUUUGGCUUGUUCAAUCCUCUCCCUGCCUUGAUCCUUUUUGACCAUCAGGUUCCAAUAGUGUUCCCUAAAGACGGGGACCUUCUCGAUGAAUCUGAUGUUCUCAUCUGGAUCCGGGAAAUGAAAGAGAAUGAAGAGAUUCCCUUGAUUGAACUACCAGCCCUGGAAAAAUUGGCAGUCAACGUGGAACAUCUCGUAGUGGUGUUCCAUGACCCAAACAAGCAAAAGCAACAGCAGUUCAUUGAAGACAUGGAGAAUGUGGACGAGGCUGCGGCAAGCUUAGAAAUGAUGAUGGUCAAAGUUGACGUGAUUGAAGCCGGCAAACGAUUCGGCAUCGACGUCUCACCAGCCGUGGUCUAUUUCGAAAAGAACGUUCCCAGUUUGUACGAUGAUGACUUUCACCCUGAAACACUACUUCAUUGGCUUCAGGAACAAUUAAUCGAGGCUCGGAUCAAGAAGAUUACACUCAAGAUGCUUGAUGAUCUUAUCAAACAAGAGGAAUACAUUGCUGUUUUGUUCUUGUCCAAUCAUGACACUCCAGAUCAUUGCGAGGAGCUGGAAAAUGAUUUGGACACGAUCGACGAGGAGUUGGAAAAGCUCGGGAUAAUCUUUGUCCAAAUUGAAGACCAAUCGUUUCCACAAAAGAUCAAAGCCCCAGAAGAUGAACACUUGGUGGUCUUUUAUAGAAACGGUCAAAAAAUUCUUUUUGAAGGCAAUAUUGAGUAUGAAAUGGCAGUCCUCAAGUUUCUGACCGACCUGAAUCAUAUCUUGCUACCUGAUCAAAUUGAAGAGGUGGGUUUGGCCUUGAUGGAACACAUGACCGAAGAACGUGAACAUGUGUUCGUGUUCCUAUAUACCAAAGGAGAUGGAAGGGCAAUUAAAGUCCUUAAGAAGUUAACUGCAAUCAACGAUAACUUGGAGAAUGACGGAGUGCUUUUAAUCAAAAGCUCAGAGGAUGGAAUUGCUGAAGAUUAUGGAUUGGGAUACAUUCCAAGAUUAGUCUAUUUUGAACGGAAGAUCCCCGAGCCUUACGUAGGUGAUCUCAUGAACGAAGGCCAAAUUCUGAAAUGGAUUUCAGACGAGUUGAAAAAAGACGAGAUCAAAUCGGUGACAAGGAACAUCCUUGAAGGCUUAUUGGACAAGUUUGAUCACAUCGGAGUGCUUUUUGUCGAUGACGAGGACAAAGAAGAAUUCAAGAUUAUUCAAGACCUGGAGAAGUAUCAUAAUGAAUUCACGGACGCGGGGCUGACUCUCGUUCAAGUGGAUGAUCCCGAUUUCGAGCAAGAAAUGGGACUGACCGACCUCCCAGCAUUGGUUCAUUUCAAGGAAAAUAUACCGUGUCUUUACUACGGCGAAGAGUCCAAGGAGUCCAUUUUUGAAUGGAUGACCUUUAUGGCUGAGGAGAACGUGAUUGAAAAUGUCACCACAGAAAUCCUGGCCAAACUGAAAGAAGACGAGGAGUACCUUGGAAUUUUUUUCAGCGGUCCAUGCCACUCUGAGGACUGUCAAGAGGUUGUCCAAAACCUGGAGGAGAUUGACGAUGACCUUGAAGCCAUCGGGAUUAGCUUUGUGCGCAUGCAAAAUACCGAAUAUGCUCAAAGCACAUUGGAAAUUGAGAAGUUCCCAGCCUUGGGAUUGUUUCGUAAUGGGGCCUUUCUUAAGUAUCGAGGCAGCCUUAGUGAGUCGGAGCCAAUCAAAAGAUGGUUCGUUAGCCAUGGUAACCUCAAGGUCAAAAACCAGAUCGAAAAAGUGAACACCAAAAUGCUCAAAUACUUUUACGAAACGGAUGACAAGCUCGUGGUUCUGUUUUACGACGAGAAAGCCCGUGAUUCCGACGAAAUCAUCCAAGUCAUGGAGACCAUUGACCACAAAUUGGACAAACUUGGGAUCUCCAUGGUUCGGAGUUCAGAUCCUGGAACAGAACUCCAAUACGGAAUCACAGAAUUACCCGCCCUUGUUUAUAUUAAGAGUGGAAUUCCUGGCAAGUAUAGAGGAGAUGUCAUGAACGCCAGUGAAGCUUUCAAAUGGAUCAAAACUGAAGCCAAUACGACCAGAAUGCAUGAGGUGAACGACAUUGUCCUCACAAAAUUGGUGGAGAAAUUUGAUCACAUAGCAGCUGUCUUCUAUGAUAUGGAGGAAGACCCCACCGUGGAAAAUCUUCAGCAGAUUGCUCCAGAAUGCCAAGAGAAUGACAUUGCCAUCGUGAUGAUCAAGGACGAAGAGGAAGCCGGUCGAUUGGGCUUGGAUAAUUUGCCAAAACUUGUUUUCUACCAUUCCGAAAUUCCGUCCGUGAUGACGGCCAAUAUCGACAAUCCUGAUGACACGUUUGACUUCCUGCAAAGGCACAAAUCCGCCUCAUUCAUCGAAGAAGUGAGUGACAACAUGCUUGAAGAGCUCAUUGACAAACACCAGUUUGUAGCCGUAUUCUUCCGUGGUGAUGGUUGUCCCACCGAUUCUGAGCACGAUAAUGAUGAUGAUAAUAAUGAUAAUGAAGAAGGUGAAAAUGAUCCACCUCGAUCCUCGAAACAAUCCAGAGUCAAUUGCGACAAGAUACUGGCAGAAAUGGAAACUAUCGAUGACGACUUGGAUGAUAUUGGUAUUAUCAUUGUCACCACGGCGGGAUUUGAGGUGGCCAAAGAUAAUGGUGUUCGGGAGUUUCCAGCAUUAGGCUUAUUUAGAAAUGGCCAUUUCAUCCAAUUUGAAGGCAAUCAAGAGAACGAGAAGCAUAUCUUGAAAUGGUUGACCGACGAAGAUACACUAAAAAUCAUUGGUGUCAUUGACGAAGUAAACAUUCCAAUGUUGGAAAACAUCUUGGUGGAACAGAACGACGCUUUUGUGUUUUUCUACAAUAACUUAGACGCUGAAGCCCAUGUCAUCCUGGAAGAGUUGGAACAAAUCGAUGAGAAACUCGACAAGCAAGACCUGACAAUGGUGAAGAUUGCAGACCCUGAAGCAAAAGACACAUAUGGGAUUGAGGCCUUCCCUUCUUUAGUCUAUUUUGAAGAAGGGGUGCCCGUGGUCUAUGAGGGUGAUCUGUUCAAUGACAAUACCGUCAUGAAGUGGAUGAAGGCCAUCUUAAAACAAGAGGAAAUCAAGAACGUCACCACUUUGGUACUGAGGAAGCUCAUCGAACGAGAUCGAACAAUGGCGGUUCUAUUCUUUGACGAAGAGGGAGAGAUGGAUGGGAAAGUAUUGGCAGAAUUGGAAAAAAUUGACGACGACAGCUCCAGAUUUGGAAUCAGCUUUGUCAAGGUGGCUGAUAAGGAGGAGGCGAGCUAUUAUGGCAUUCAAGAUAGACCUGGAUUAUUGUAUUUUGAAAAUAAGAUCCCUUCCAUUUACGAUGGGGAUCUCUUGAAUGAAGACAGUCUGCUGGAAUGGUUGAUUGAGCAAAAAACCACCGAUACCAUUGAAGAGGUAACCGAUACCAUCCUGGAGAAGCUGGUUUUAGAAGAAGAAUUUAUAGCCGUGUUUUUCUCGGGACCUUGUGAAGCAGAUGAUCCUUGUGCACUCAUACUGCAAGAGCUGGAAACCAUUGAUACCAUAAUUACUGACUUAGGGAUCAUGCUGGUGACGACCGAAGACAGAAGUUUCGCCCGACAGCAAUCUGUUCGAGGAUUUCCAGCAUUGGGAUUGUUCAAGAAUGGAGAGUUUGUGGUGUAUGAAGGUGAUCUAUUCGACGAGAUGAUGAUCCUCAGUUGGAUCUCGGACAAAGAGACGCUUGACGUUAACGACAAGAUAGCAGAGAUCAACCAAAACAUGUUGGAGCACCUAAUCGAGACCGAAACUCACUUGUUGGCUUUCCUCUAUAAAUCUCACUCCAUCCGCGAUAAUGCCAUUGCUCAAAAAUUGGAGAAGAUACGCGAAAACAAGAGCUUCCAGGAGAAAAGCAUCGAUCUUGUGAAAUGCUCGGACAAAAACGUUGAAAAGGCUUUUGGAUUGGGCUCUCUGCCCACCUUGGUUCAUUUUAGUCGAGGGAUUCCUUUGGUUUAUGAGGAUGACAUUGAGAAGGAAAAAAAAGUCCUGUCAUGGAUCAUGCAUACUACACAAUUGGAUGAAAUCGAAGAGGUCACAGCUCCAAUUUUGGAUGUCUUGGUGGAACAAACGAACAAUUUGGCCGUGCUCUUUUUUAACAAAUCUGAAGAAGAUGAUGUUGCAUUCAUAAAAGACCUGGAAGGUUUUGAUGAUGAAUGCGACUCUCUCAGCAUUUCAUUAGUCAAGAUCAAUGAUGAAAGUAAAGCCCUCGAGUUUGGGAUCGAAGCUACUCCAGCCAUAGUUUACUUCGAAAAUGGCCUGCCCAGUUUGUGUCCAAAUGAGUUCUUGGAUAUGGCCAACGAAACGUUCUUUUGGCUUCAGGAACAAAAGAAGUUCGCCAAAAUCCCGCAAGUCACCGAUGUGCUAAUGGAGAGAAUAGUUCAAGAAUCUGAAUAUGUCGUUGUUCUGUUCUUGGGAUUCUGCAAGGAAUCUAGUGAUGAUUGCCAACUUCGUCAAAAUUUUGCCCGAGAAGCUCUGGAAGAGAUCACUGAAGAAUUGACCGAGAUUGGUUAUGCCUCUGUAAUGAAUCUGGAGCGAAUGGCUGCUUUUCAAACCCAUAACAUCACUGAAUUUCCAGCCAUUGCUCUCUUCAAGAAUGGAUUGUUUGAAAAAUACCCCGGGGACAUACAGAACCUCCACGAGAUCUUGAGAUGGUUAUCUAAUGUGGAAACCAUUGAGAUCCUGGGCCAAAUUGAACACGUAAACCGAGAGAUGCUCAAAUACCUGGUGGAAAUGGAAGAUGAUCUGGUGGUUUUCUUUCACGAAGCCUCCGACAAAUCGGUUGAAGACAUCUUGGAGCGUUUGAAAUCAGUGGAUGACAAUCUUGAAAGUGAACGAGUAUCAUUUGUGAGAUGCUCAGAUGUAUCAGCAUUGGACGAUUAUUCCCUGACCAUGAAACCGUCCAUCGCAUAUUUCAAACGUGGUAUUCCAUUGGUUUACAUUGGAGAUCUUCGCAAUGAUGAUUCACUCUUAGGCUGGGUUACCCAAGAACUUCAAUCAGAGCACAUUGCCGAGGUAAAAGCCAACAUUUUGGACUCUCUUUUGGAACGAGUUGAGUUUGCCGCCAUUUUGUACUCCAAUGGCAAAUCUCAAGAAACCACCCAAGUCAUUGACACUCUUACUCCUUUAGAUGAAGAAUGCAAAAUGCAUGAUAUCGUAAUGGCGCAAAUAUCCGAUCCGGACAUCUUCAAAACCCUAGGGAUCGAAGAGACGGUGGUUUUAGUGUAUUAUGAAAACAACAUUCCCUUCCUCUAUCCAGGAUCCUUGUCCGAUGUGAAAUCCUUGAAAGAAUGGUUGAUCUACCAACGAAACAUGGCUUCCAUAGAGGAGGUCACGGAUGACAUGCUGGAGGAGAUCAUUCAAGAGAACGAAUUUGUAGCCGUCUUAUUUCUAGGAUUGUGUUCUGACGAUGACGAAGGUGAAACAGAGGAAUACUGUGACACAGUGGUCGAGAACCUGGAGACUAUUGACAGCUCCUUGGACGAAUUUGGCAUCGUUUUGGUCAUGACAAAAGAGAUUGAACGAGCUCACGAGCAAUGGAUAUCCAAAUUCCCUGCCAUAGCAUAUUACAGAAACGGCGAGUUCAUGCGGUACCCGGCGGAAGUGAGCAAUGCUCGUGCCGUAUUAAGGUGGUUAACUUCCAUUAAAACCAUGGAUUUGGCGGAUAGAAUCAUCGAUGUCAAUGCGAUGACGUUGGAUAAGCUUAUUGAACGAGAGAGCUCCAGCAUGUUUGUGCUCUUUUAUGAGGAAAGAGAUAUCUUAGCUGAUCGAAUUCUGCGCAAACUCGAAGACAUCGAUGAUGAUUUGCCCAACGCGAACUUCUUGAAAACCAAUGACGUUGAAGAAAUCGCCGCCGAAUAUAACUUAGAACAACUCCCAAUGCUGGCUCAUUUUAAAAAUGGGAUCCAAACAGUCUUUUAUGGAGACCUGAAAGAAAUGGACUUAGUGAAUGUAUGGCUUCAGGAAUGUCUUUCUCAAAAAAUUGAUCCCUACGUUGAAGUUACCUAAAUUUUGAAACACCAAACGUCGAAAGAAUCGAUCAUUUCUUGUGCAUCAUCUUUACUUAAGCAUGGUGCUUGAUAUUGUUAUGAGUGUGCAUUUUGCUUACAUGCCAAUAUCCUGUUUAAUAAGAUAUUUUUAACCUA